Messenger RNA from Manihot esculenta (cassava), 1263 nucleotides. RefSeq names its product alpha-ketoglutarate-dependent dioxygenase alkB homolog 6. Bases 171 to 968 code for a protein of 265 amino acids. The transcript has 8 exons. The record is from RefSeq and is a predicted model, not a curated record. Lineage: Eukaryota; Viridiplantae; Streptophyta; Magnoliopsida; Malpighiales; Euphorbiaceae.
UUUCAAAGGCCGAUUUUCCGUAGAAUUCACGAAAUCACAUUCCUUUUCGACGUCUUCCGAUUUCUCACCAGGUCCAUUCAAGUGCCAGUAGAAGGGCGGUGGGGAGAACGGCGGCGACGAAGAAGAAGAAGAAGAAGAAGAAGAAGAAGAAGAAGAGGGAUAAUAGGUAAAUGGAAGGAAAGUUGAAUAACUUUCAAGUGGGGCAUUUACCCACUGUGAUAUACAAGCCUGACUUUAUUACAGAGAGUGAAGAAAUGCUUCUUUUAGAUAAGGUAUAUGGUGCUCCCAUAUCAAAGUGGAAAUCUUUGAAAAAUAGGAGGCUUCAAAAUUGGGGUGGCAUUGUCCAUGAGAAGGGUCUUUUACCACAGGACUUACCGUCUUGGCUAACAAUGAUUACACAAAGAAUAUAUGAAGAGUCAGGGUUGUUCCCCUCAGCAAUCAAUCAUGUUCUCAUCAAUGAGUACCUUCCUGACCAGGGAAUAAUGCCACACCAGGAUGGACCUGCUUAUUUUCCUGUAGUAGCUAUUCUCUCUCUUGGAUCACCUGUUGUCAUGGACUUUAUUCCACAUUCAAGGUUAAGAACAUGCACGGAUACAUGGGAUAAUAAUGAUGUUAAAAGUGAAGGAUCUGGUGAAGAACCUUCAGAGAUUGAGACAGAUAAAAGGAUGGAUAAUCACCAUCCUUUUUCCGUCCUCUUGAUGCCUCGUAGUCUACUGAUUUUCAAGGAUAAUGCCUAUUCAGAUUACCUGCAUGGUAUAAAAGAUAGCGAGGUGCAUCAAUAUGAUGAGGCCAUAAAUGUUGCUGAACCUUUGGUAAGUCAUAAAUUUGAUCAACAAUUGCCGGAACCUGGGAAGGCUAUUCAAAUAGUGGGAAAUAAAGAUCAUAAGGUCAUUCAGCGGACGGCAAAGAGGGUUUCACUGACAUGUCGAUUGGUGUUGAAGGUUCAAAAAAAAUUGUUCAAGUUUUAGCAUUUCCCUUUUGCUUUUAUAACUAGAAUCCCAAAUUGCACAAGUUGAUAUGUGCUACAUCCAUCCUCUAGCUUUAGUUAUCAUCUCAUUAGGUUUUGAUAGGCAAUUUCCUUAAGAGUAGCAGGAAUGGCUCUAAGGGCAUAAGCUAUGUGGCUUAUACACAUUGUGCAUAUGGAAAGUCCAUAAAGUUGUACCAUGUUUGGUGGAAGGCAAUAUUACCUUUUUUCCCUGGAUAUUGUAAUUAUUUUUCAAUAGCUGGUUAGAAUAAAAGUUAACUAGAGUUUUUGUUAGGCAA